Penicillium odoratum is the source of this 846-nucleotide messenger RNA. Its product is annotated as RING-H2 finger protein. The record is from RefSeq and is a predicted model, not a curated record. The transcript has a single exon. NCBI's taxonomy places the organism in Eukaryota, Fungi, Ascomycota, Eurotiomycetes, Eurotiales, Aspergillaceae. Bases 1 to 846 code for a protein of 281 amino acids.
AUGCCAGCCCAGCCUUACACUAGCAUCAACCUCCUGAACGACCUAGUCGGCGGACUGUACGAGAAGACCCCUGACCUUGCAGAUGAGCUUCGCGAGCUUGUGCAAGACAUGAGCGAGCAGGGAGGCCAGGGACUUGUUCUGCCGAGACAUAUGCAUACUCGAAUUGUGACGGGGCCGGAUGAGCCCCCGGUGACUUUGAAGGAGUGGAUAGACGCCCAAUUCAGCUUCUCUAUUUCCGGGCGCACUCAUAGGGGGGAGAGGAACGGAAGCCGGUCUACUCGACAUGCCACUCCUGUAGCUCCCCAUACUCAUGCUGGUCGACAUGCAGCUCCUGUCCAUGGACAUACUCAUGCUCAUCCUCAUGUACAUACUCACGUACAUACUCAUGUACAUACCCAUGCUCCAGCUCAUCAUACUCACCAUGCACCGCUGCCUCACCGUACAGACAGACAUACAACCCCUGCUCAUGCUAUAGGAGGUCGGGAGAAUCACCAUGCAACCCCAAUUGCUCAUCGUGGAGGCCACCAUAGAAGCCGAUCAGCACGACAUGCAACCCCCGCUCCCCUAGGCUCUCCACUUUCAGCUGCUGCCGGACAGGGUCGCCCAGGAGGUUCUCGAAAUGAAGGAGUAUCUGAACAAGUGAUUAACCAGCUAACCCGUCCUAUUGUUACCCAAGGCAUGCUGGACUCCGAUGACAACACUUGUGUUAUUUGCCAGGAUGAUGUUAAGGUUGGAGAUGAGGUUAUGCUUCUGCCUUGCUCGCACCGGUCUUUCCAUGCAGACUGCCUUGUGCCUUGGCUUCGCCGUUCUAACACCUGCCCUACUUGUCGGGUUCCUGUUCAGUAG